Messenger RNA from Osmerus eperlanus (European smelt), 3386 nucleotides. It is a transcript of the gene marchf7, whose product is annotated as membrane-associated ring finger (C3HC4) 7. The record is from RefSeq and is a predicted model, not a curated record. The coding region runs from base 119 to 2377 and encodes 752 amino acids. The transcript is spliced from 11 exons. Gene Ontology annotation, molecular function: zinc ion binding. NCBI's taxonomy places the organism in Eukaryota, Metazoa, Chordata, Actinopteri, Osmeriformes, Osmeridae.
UGCUAUAUUUACAAAACAGACAAAAAUACAUAGUUUCCGGGUCCGUACAGCAGGAGUGGAAGAGGCGGAUCUUCAGUGCUCUAUAUAAACACACAGACGCCAUCGUUGUAAAAUUUCAAUGCAGAAUCGUGGAAGUAAAGCAGUUGGAUCAGUGAUGGAUUCCAAGCCUCGUAGACUUCCCUUCACGGUGUCCAGCUCGUCUUCCUACUUGCCGUCUUCCUCCUCGUCCUCCUCCGCGCUGAGGCCCAGCAGGGACAGCUACACCCAUGCCAAAAACCUCAAACUAGAUGCAGACUACAAGAGCUCCUGGCUUCAGCUCCCGUCUCGAGACUACACCCCAUCUGAUGUCCGUCCCUCCUGGAAGACCCCCUCCACGGCGCGUGACGCCCCCUGGUCCCAGAGCUCCCUGUCCAGCCGGAGCAAGCUGACGGAGUCCGAGCGGAGGCUGGGCACGUACUCUGGCCUGGUCGGCUCCGCAGACGAUGGAGACACCAAGAGAGCCAAGCUGUCCUACAUGAACCGGACAUCAUCGUACACCAGAACCCCUUCCUCCUCUCUGAGCAGCUCCUCCUCUCUGAGCAGCUCCUCCUCUCUGAGCAGCUCCUCCUACAGCUCCACCUCCCCUCUCACCAGCACCUCAGAUUCCUCCUGGAGAACAUACCGGCCUUUGUCCCACACCUCGUCCUCCUCCUCCUCGGAGGCGCUGCGCUCGUGGAGGGAGCGGGAGCAGAGGGCUGACAGAGGCCUGAAGGAGACCAGCUACAGGAGUAGCAGCCUGGGGCUGGGCUCCUCUCUGUAUCGUCCAGACCGCCUCUCCUCCAGCUACGCCCAGGGUGCCCGGCCCAAAGAGCCCCUCUACUCCACCUCCUCCUCGGUCCGCGAGGGCUCCUCCCUCAGUCGCCACCUCUCCUCGGCCUACCAGCCGUCCCCCCCGGCCCGGGACCCCCGCCCCCCUGCCCGCUCCCUCUCCUCCACCUCUUCUUCCUCCUCCUCCUCCACCCUUCGCCCCUCCCUGCAGCAGGUCAAAGAGGAGCACCCCCCCACUCAGGCUGUCUCCUCCUCCUCCUCCUACUGGUAUUCCCCGGCCUCCAGCCCCCCUCCCCCGGCCUCCAGCCCCCCAGCCCCCCGCCCGGCCCCUGAGGGUGGAGACUCUGACGGCCGUCGUUCCACCCGCCGCCUUCUCUCCCGCCUCUUCUCCCGGCGCUCCAGCCAGGACCCCGCCCCCCCUCCCCUCCCCUCCUCUCCUCCCCCUGCCCCCCCACUCCUCCCUUCCUCUCCUCCCCCCGCACACCCAUCCCUCCCCCACUCCUCUUCCUCCACGGAUACAGCUCAGGCCUUUGCCUUCCUCCGGCGUAGCUGCCAGGGCAUCUCCCCUGCCCAGGAGAGAGAGCCCCCCCGCGGAGGACCGAGCCAGCCCAGUCAGGAGGCCUGGCGCUCGGGCAGCGAAGGCCCCGGGGCCCCCUCCUGGCUCCGUUCGCGCUGCACUCCUCUCUUCUCCCGCCACAGGAGGGAGGGACGCGACGAGAGCGCCCUAUUGGCCAGCAGCAGUUCGGAGGAGGGCCUCCGAGGCUCCCAGUAUCCAACCAGGAGACGGAACGAGCCCGAGCCCAACCCACAGGAGGAAGAUGAGGACGAUGGUGAGGGUGCUGCGGGGGUGAGGGCUGCUAGCGCCGCCCUGCAGGAGGAGUUGAGGGUGGCGGGGAGGAGCCAGCGACUGGCCCGGGUCAUGAGCAGCCCGCUCACCCUGCGAGGCAUGAUGGCCAUUGACAUGAUGGGCAUGGCCAGGAGCCAACCAGAGGGCCAGGAGAAGGACAAGCCCGCCCCUUCCAGAGAUCCAGAGAAACUGCGCAAGAUCCAGGAGAGCCUGCUACUGGAGGACAGUGACGAGGAGGAGGGGGAUCUGUGUCGGAUCUGCCAGAUGAGGGAAGAGUCUCCGGCCAACCCCCUGAUGGUGCCGUGCCGCUGCACAGGCAGUCUGCAGUUCGUCCACCAGGACUGCAUCAAGCAGUGGCUCCGCUCCAAGAUCAGCUCCGGAAGUGAUCUGGAGGCCAUCACCACUUGUGAACUGUGCAAGAAGAAGCUGCAACUCAACAUCGAGAACUUUGACGUCAACGAGCUGUACAGGACCCACGGCAGGUCAGAGUAUGAGUUCAUCUCCUGUGGGCUGUACCUGGUGGUUCUCCUACACCUGUGUGAGCAGAGGUUCUCUGAUGUUCUGGGAGCAGCCAAUGAUGCAGGGUUUUUCAACCUGGCGAGAACCCUCCACGAACACAUGGACAAUCUGGAAAGUUCCUAUAGCGACUCAGACGAGGAAGAAACUCAGGACACCCGGCCCUCUAUCGACUUCUGUGACCUUGACGACGACCUGGAGGAUUGAUUAGGGGAGGUGUGGGAAAUGUGAUGUUUUCUAGGUGAAUGGUUGUCUUUGUUUUGUCUGUCUUAUUUCAAUGUAGCGGUAUUUUCUUUUGCUUGGCCCUAAACAACGGUUUUCUUUAUUUUACUUAUUGCAAUAAAGUUUUGAAUGUAUAAACUAGCAUGUCUUGUUUAUAUAACCUAGAUUUGAUUAAAUCUACACCAAAUGAAGACGAUGAUUUUCAGGGAAAAACAAACCAGUUUAUUGAAGAAAAUGUCAGCAGGGUUGCAAUUUUGGAUUUUCUAAAGUAUUUAUUUAAACAUUUUGCGGGUUUACCUUUUUGAUAUGAUUUGGUUAAGAAGCAACUAAAAGACAGGUAUGUCACAAGUCCAAAGCAUCUUUGGUUUAAGUUUGGAAAACAAAUUAUAUUUACAAGGCAUUUUACAGCAGUUGAGGCAGUUUCAGGCCUCUAGUGCGAUUGGCUCAGGAAGCUAAAUCUUAGUUGGCUCUCGAACACAGAACUAUUGUGCAUGAAGAUGGCAGGAACUGCUUGUAAGGCAACACUUGUAGGAACACAACUUUUUUUUUUUUUUUUUUUUAAGUGCAUCAUUAUCAGUAGCUUUAGUGCAAAGGACAGGAAAGAGGCAGUCUAGCACAAACCCAACAACACGUUAUAAAUCAAGCGGAUCGUUCUAGAAUCUAGAACUACGCUUCGUUCUGCGGUUAUAUAGGAAGAUUGGAUGUCUGCAGCGUUUGCUGAGGAAGGGUCAACUUGGCACUCCGGUAAAAAUAAACGCGCCCGAAUGAUUACAUGACUUCCUACAGUAAUAUUCCAAUCCACAUAACUGAACAUUUGCAGUGGUCAAUAUUUACAUGACUGACAGUAUCAACAAUACUUUCAUCUGACGUACCACUAAGACUUUCACUCAAACCAAAUAGUGUAAGAAUUAUUCACAGGUCAGCAGAAGAGGGAAACGAUCACUAUUUGAAAGUGCAAUGCAGAUACUUUUCUGCAAGAAUUAUUCAUUAAAAA